This is a messenger RNA of Hippocampus comes (tiger tail seahorse), 5202 nucleotides long. RefSeq lists its product as uncharacterized. The record is from RefSeq and is a predicted model, not a curated record. The coding region runs from base 306 to 2804 and encodes 832 amino acids. The transcript has 8 exons. NCBI's taxonomy places the organism in Eukaryota, Metazoa, Chordata, Actinopteri, Syngnathiformes, Syngnathidae.
ACGCCCACUAGGGGAGACCGGAAGAGAGUAGCCUUUCACAUGCGCACGAUGCUGCACGCGCAACCAGGCCGUGUGCGUGCGGAACCUUCACACGGACGAGCCACAUUUGGUGGGGGCUCAAAUGUGUCUUGUUCCAGGGUGGUCAGUGAGGGUCUGUCUGCUACCGCUACAAACCCAGGUGGGCGCAGGGCUCACGAUGUAGCACCACUAGCCCGGUUUUCCUGUUCGAGGACACAAGAUUUCCACAUUAGCAGAAUAAGCAAAGAAGAAGAAGAAGCAUCUGUCAUUCAUGUCAGCUGUGCAAGAUGAGUACAGACAGACCCAAACGGAAUAUCAUCAAGAAGAAAUAUGACAUCAGUGAUGGAAUGCCUUGGUGUGAAGAGCGUCUGGUGCGCAAAGUUCUUUUCCUCUCCCUCAGGGAAUUCCGAGACACACGCCGUGCCACACACGGACACUUACCUGCACACGGGCACAAACGCAAGCAUGUAUCGAAAGCAACACUUUCACAUGAACCACAAAAGUCAAGUCAAAAGCCCCAGCAACAAAGAGUCUCGCACAGACUGCAAAAUAUGCAGAAAAAAACCCACAGUCUGGAAAAAACUCAAGUUAAGACAAAACAGCAACGUGAUCAUGCCAACAAAGUGCAAAAAUCAAACUUGUCUCAGGAUACGCAUUCACGGAAAAGUAAAAAUACUCAUACAGAACAGCGCAUGCACCCACAACGAAAAAUGUGCCGAGAAAAAACUGCGCAGCACACCAGCUUUCAAGAACAUUCAACCAGGACGUUACGGUCACAUAAAACGUCAAAGUCAUCAUCCAUGUCGAAAUACUCAAACACCACGAAAGAACCACAGCGAACCCAGCACAAGAACUCAGUUGAAAAUACUAGGCCACCCAAGAAUGUGCGACCACUCGUGAGGACUCCUGUCGCGGCCAGGAAACAGACGUCACACUCUCCCAAAGGCAUCAGGGGUUCCCUGGUCAAUGGCGCCGGUCAGUGUCUGUCCUUGCUGUCAGGCAGCUCUAGCUGGAGUUGGUCCUUAAAGGCACGCCCUCAGCGCCACCCUGUCAGCCUCUUUUGUGACAACGAUGACCCACAUAGCGGGAGGCCAAGGUUGCAAGCGCAGAGAAAAUUUGCCCAGUCUCCACCCAGCUCUCCUGGUCCACCACCGACAUCAUCAACACAGUGUAGGCACAACCCCAGCCUGGCAGUCGUCACCAGUCUCACCAGGUGUCGACCAAAAACUGAGGACUUCUUAUCAUUUCUCUGCCUCAGAGGUUCAGCAGCAUUGCCAAGAAACAUGAUCUUCUUGAGUGGACGGGAUUUUAAUUCGCGUCUUUCCACACGCCCCCAGACUGUCACUGAUAGGAAGAACACGAUCACACACGCAGUGCGGCCAGACUGUAGAUCUCUGAACUUUGAAGGCCCUGACUCCACAGAGGGCAGCUCCCUCUGCCAUCUAACUGCUCGGGCACAAAGGAGAAGGGAAAGAGAGAGGAAGGAGGAGGCAGGACAGAGGAUAAAGAAUGAAUGUAUGGAAGCUGGCAGGGGAGAUGAAGUUUCAAAACACCACCUGAGACCUAGACACUUCUCCAUACAGCUCAGAAGGAAUAAAAAGGUCUCCAAGGUUUCCAGAGUUUCUGACCAUAGCACCUCCUUUGUCAGAUCUGUUUCAACCUUGAAGCCUAAGACAGGGGGUGGCGGCCAGCGAUCUCCAAGGCCCAGCAAUACCUGUAAAUCAAGGGGCCACUCCAAUAACCGACCAGAAGUCAAGAGCAAUCACCUCUCCCAACACAGCAACCACCAACUGCCUCACAAACAAUGCCUAACAGUUUGUAAGUUCUACAGAAACCCCAAGACUCAUCGAGGUCUUCAGAACUCAGGAAAAAAUCCAAGCAGGGCACCAGCUCAAAUGCCAUUGACUACUAACUUAGCCACCAGACAGCUCAGCGAGACCCCUGGGGUUGUGAGAUUGUCUCGAAGAAAAAGAGGCCUCCCACCAGAUGGUAAUCUAAGUCCUCCCAAUCAUUUUUCUACCGACAAUCCAUUCAAGAAGUGCAGUAUGCAACAGUCCAAUGGGAAUGUCCGACUGGAUAGUGACUACUCUAACGGUGAAAUGGAGGCUAACUAUAAGGAAGAUGUUCAAGUAAAACAUGCUGUCCAUAAGGUACGAAGCGCUGGUAGCCUUGAUGCAGAGCUUAUACAAGACGCACGUAUUGGAGAGCUGAAAUUAAUGAGGGACAGUGAUGUAACUGAGGACACACCGAACAGUGUUAAUGUGGCAAAGUUUGGCUCGUCAGCAAGCAUCACUACUCUUGAGGUCAAAGAUAACUCUGACCUUGAUCCAGUCAGUGAGGUCAUGUGCAGAAAUGUGAGAGAAAAACGGCUCCAGAGGAACUUGACAGUGGGGUCCGCUCCAAUCUCCAAAACAAUUCCUAGGAUUACCGUUCCUGGGACUGUUAUCAGAGCUGCGGGACACACUCCUGUUCCUAAAGCUCUACUCAACUCAGUGACAUCACCAUACGGACAUAGUAAGCCACCAGCGAAUAAUUCUGCCAAACACAGUCCAAAGGGAACGAAAAAAGGUGCUAGCAAAGACAUUGUCUCAUUCAUUUCACCAGCCAGCAGCUGCUUUGUCGAUGAUUCCAAAUGUGAAUCAUCCAAGGGCUGGACUGAUGACUCAACAAAGGAUGGUAGCUAUUCUGUCACUUCCAAGGGCUCUACAAAAUGUCUUUGGCAGAUCAAAUCUACUACCUCAACAGUUAAAACUAGGAGCAGUCCUAGAAUCCUUCUCAAGCACUAACAAACACCCGAUCUGUGGCUCAACGUGUUUACAGAUUCACUGUUUACUCUGUUAAGAUUUAAUGUCAUGGAAAUGAUAAGUAUAUAAUGUACACCCACUGCAUCUAAUGACCCCCCCCCCCCCAAAAAAAAAUCCUCUUUAUCUAUUAGCCAUGGGUUGUCUAUACCGCUUAUCCUCGUUAGGCUCCCGGGUGAACUGGCGCCUAUCCCAGCUGACUUUUGGUGAGACCCUGAACUGGUUCCAGCGAAUCGCAGGGCACCCAACCGUUAGAGUCGUCAAGUAACUUUACGUGCAUUUUUGGGGAAUGUGCGAAGAAGCUGGAAGACCAUGAGAAAACCCACACAAGCGGGAAGAACAAACAGCAAACUCCCAACAAGAAGGCGGCAGAUGUGCUAAAACCUAACCCACCGUGCUGCCCACGAACUAAUAUAUUUACGUCAUAUUAUAAAAUAUAGGAUUACUUCACUAAUUCUUUUAACAAAAAUUACAAUCUCAAACUGCAUAGCAUUACAAGAAUUAAAGAGUGUUUAGAAUUGUAGUUUGUAAUCAAGUUUACAACAAAGCAUCGUAAGAGAUGGUUCUUUAUUUACAGUGCGUGCAGCUACUGUAGGCCCUACAAUGUAGGGAAAAGAAAAUCUUGCAACUGCAAGUUCAAUCAUUGAAACUUUCUGACCUUUAGUUGUAUUAUCUUUGUAAAUGCUAAAUAUUUGAUACAGCUCUUGUAUUGACUCACAUUAGAUGGUGCCGGUGUACAAAAUCUUGUGGCCAGUGAGUGUAUUUAAAAGACCACCACUGGAUACUGCUGUAAAAUAGUAUCUUAUGUACUUGUAUACACUUGUGUGUUAUGAUGUGUGUGUGUGUGUGUGGUUGUUUUUUUUUAAUACAUCUGUACAGCAAAAAUAAUGUGAGCAAUAUAAUUGUUGUUAUCCAUUAAGUUUGAUAUAGUGAACGGUCACUAUAUCAAAUAAUGAUUUCAGGUGCUUCCAUGUAAUAUCUUGAUUUUUGUACCUAGGAAUCAUACUACUUUUCUGCUCUUAUUUUAAGGGUUGUGCUCACUAUUAUUGACAUGUUCAUGCGAGGUAUAGUCCCCUCCAAGAAUAUUGGAAUAGCAAGGUUUUGUUUUUGUUGUACUGUAUACUGGAGACAUUUGGGUUUCAGAUUAAAAGAUGAAUGAAUAUGAGGCAGGAGCUCAAAAAUCCACCUUGUAUUUCAUGGUAUUGACAUCUUGAUGUGUUAAAAAAAAAAAACAACACCAGACAGCGAUCAUUUUGUUUGAAGCCUCCCACUUGUCAAGAGUGCAAAAGUAUUGAAACAGACCUUAUUAAAGUGAUUAACAUUUAUGACUUGGUGCCGUCACCCUUAUUUGCGAUAACUGUGUCAAGCUUGCGACUUGUUGUCUUCACUUGGCUCUUGCAUUCGUUAUUUGAAAUGCUUUUUCAGGACUUUACUACAGCCUCUUUCAGUUCUUGUUUGUUCCAAGGGGUUUUUCCCUUCAAUCUCCUCUUAAAUAGGUGAAAUAAAUCAAUGCUCUAUUGGGUUAAGAUCCAGUGAUUGAGUUCCCCCUGUCCUUUGUUGUAGUGGCAGUGCGCUUUGUGUCUUUGUGUUGUGGCACGUUGUCUCCCGAUUAGUUUGGAUGCAUCUUUGGGUGUUUCUUCACAGCUCUUAAAAUAUUUCUGUCAUCAGCUGCUGUUGAAACUGCUGGCCGACCUGUUCAAUGUCUGUUGCCUCGGGACACAAUUAGUUUCUUUCUUUUUAGGACAUUCCAAAUUGCAGUAUUGGCUCUGCCCAAUGUUUGUGGAAUAGCUCUUGACUGUUUUUUUUUCCUUUCAUCUUCAAAACAGUUUGCUUUUCUCCCACAGGCUACCUUUUGGUCGUCAUGUUUGCUGAUUAGCAAAUGCAGUUUUCAUGUAAAACCAAAGCCACUUGAGCAACGAGAAACACCCAUCAGUCACAUGUUGUAAAACAUUUGCUCACUUGAAAAGUCGGGGGCUUCAAACCAAAGGUGCUGUGUCUUGAGUCUAGAUUGAAAUCCCAUGAAACAAAAGCGGGACUCCUAAACUUUUGUCUCAUUUUCAUCUUUUGGUUUGAAACUCAAAUGUUGUUACUCGCCAACCAAAACGAAGCACUUGACAUUGCGGUCCCAAACCUUUCUGACACAUCUAGGACUCACAUUGAAAACCUCCCUUCCUUUUGACUUGUGUGUGUGGUAUUGCAAGUGACCACGAAAGCAUCUGCUACAUGACGUCAUGUAAAGUUGAGGUCAUCAUGAGCAGCUAUCUUGGGAAAGGCAGCUGCGCUCCCGGCUUGUCUGUAUAACAGGCUUUUUACUGUUGCACAUUUCCUUCUCUGUUCAGUGGACAAAUGUUGUGAAGUGCUCAUGAAUAAAACUGGUCUUUGU